GUGAGUUAGUGGAUGGCUGCAAGUUAGCUUGACCACCGAGUUGCUGAAAUGUUUUGCUUGAGAGCCGUGAGAAGGUUAUGUCUGGAGAAGAUACUGCUACAGUGCAUUCUUCAGUCAAGAACCUUGUCAGGAGCUGAUGCCAUCAAUGCUCUCAGACCUUUCUAUUUUGCUGUGCAUCCAGAUUUCUUCGGCCAGCAUCCCAAAGAGAGGGAAGUAAAUGAAAACUCUCUGAAGAGGUUAAAUGGCUACUUGGAGAAUCUACAGAAACCAGGAUUUCGCUCCUUUAAGCCAACUCAGCUUACUUUUUAUGUAAGAGAAAGAGAACCAAACUCUUCUAAUGUUCAAGAAUCCUUCAGUGCUUCAGGGUUUCGAGCAGUGAGCUUUACAUUACAUACUAGGGAUCUCCUGAGCACAGUAUUGGAUAUUCUCAACUCCUGCAGUUUAUCCACGGAGCAUGUUCAGAGUCUGAAUGUGAACUCUCAGCCCCACAAGGAAGCAAAAAGCACAGUGAACAGACCUAUCAAAUGGGAUAAGACUUACUACUCAUUUACUGGAUUCAAGGAUCCUGAGGAGGAACUAGAACAAGCGCAGAGAGUAGAAACAACGUUGAUAUCCUGGCUAGAUGAUAAUGAAGCAAGUGCAGUAAAAAAGCUAAAGAAGAGUUUGCCACUUAGAAAAGAACUAGAACGUUUAAAAUCUGAACUCUCUCAUCAACUCCAGCUCUCCGAUAUCAGGUGGCAGAGAAGCUGGGGCAUUGCUCACCGCUGUAGCCAGCUGCACAGUCUUGGUCGCUUAGUUCAACAGAGACCUGAAGUAUUAAAGAAUGUUAAAGGGCGCACGGUGGUGUUUACAGACCGUUCAGGUAUGAGUGCAGCAGGCCACAUAAUGCUGGGGACCAUGGAUGUUCACCAUCACUGGACCAAAGUUUUUGAGAGAUUGCCAAACUAUUAUAAACUUCAAAAAAGGUUGUUGCUGUUGGAAGAUCGGAUAAGCCAACUUCUGGGAGGCAUACAAGUAAUAUAUAUUGAAGAACUGCAACCCCUGUUGACUCUGGAGGAGUACUACGAGACUCUGGACUCUUUCUAUAAUAAAUUACGUGACAGUAGACUACCUUUUCAUCCUCGCAGUCUGCGCGGCCUGCAAAUGAUUCUGGAAAGGUAGGUAUUUGCAGGAAAGAUUGCUUCCUUUUAGAGCUUUU
Eurypyga helias (sunbittern) is the source of this 1198-nucleotide messenger RNA. RefSeq names its product T cell activation inhibitor, mitochondrial (gene TCAIM). Gene Ontology annotation, cellular component: mitochondrion. The record is from RefSeq and is a predicted model, not a curated record. Lineage: Eukaryota; Metazoa; Chordata; Aves; Eurypygiformes; Eurypygidae. Bases 49 to 1161 code for a protein of 370 amino acids. The transcript is spliced from 8 exons.